AUGGUCUCCCUAAAAAUCCAUCAACCGGCAUCGAAUCCCAUAACCGAGCAACCCUUGAGCCCACGAACGUCGUUCUCAUCUGAUUUUUUCAACGAUCGCGACUUCAUCUCGAUAUGCCCCAACCCCAUGUGGGACGAAGCCUAUUCCGAAUGGGACAUGAUAGAGUUUGAGUUCCUUUCGGUCAGCCAACCAAAGCCCGCGGAUGGCUUGGGUAAGGCCACGCGCCCGAUCACAAGAGAGACUAUCAACUGGCUUCCGGAAGACGACCCAUCUCCGAGGCCACCCAAAUGCACCAUCCUGUGGAAGGAACUACUGAAUUUGAAAAAAUCGCGCACCACGUCAGCGCCACCUUUUUCCAUGCCGUCCUCGUUUUCUAAAUCCUCGUCUUCUCCGAGAGCUUCACUAAGUGAUCAUGCUGAUAAUGUUAAAGACAAGUCUAAGGUUAUUAAGAGGAAGGAGAAGAAAGGAAAGGAGAGAAUGAGUAUAAGGAUAAGGCCGAUUCUUAACGUGCCGAUUUGCAGUCAGGCUAAGAGCAUAGCGUUUUCUCCCGUUUUUCCGGUGAGAAAAGGUAGAUUAGAGAGAUGA
Striga hermonthica is the source of this 585-nucleotide messenger RNA. The record is from the annotation of a GenBank genome assembly. Lineage: Eukaryota; Viridiplantae; Streptophyta; Magnoliopsida; Lamiales; Orobanchaceae.